UGUUGCACCGAACGGCCGUGACCGCGAGACAGACCCGACAGCUCCGACUAAGAACGGCCGGCGGCUAGGGCGAGUCUACCUCGGUCGUUCUACCAAGUCCAAGCUAGGACACGGCGGCCGUCAGGGCUCCAACGAGGAACACCGGCCCUCUCGACCGCGAGGACCUGCUCCGUGCGGCGGCAUCGGCUCCUCGUCAAGACAAGGUCAGCGCCUUGCCUCCUCCUCGAUCUGCGCUGAAGGCAUCAGAAGGCAUGGCGAAGGUGGGAGAGAACAGCUUCGAGGAUGAAAUCAUGGAGUCGGACAUUGAAUUGGAAGGGGAAGUUGUUGAGCCAGACGAUGAUCCUCUGCAGAAGAUGGGAGAUCCAUCGGUUGAAGUCUCUGAAGAAAUGCGCGACAAGGCACAGCUCUACAAAAAGAAGGGUGUUGAUGCGCUUUCAGAAGGUAAACUGGACGAAGCAGUCGAGCACCUGACGGAGGCCAUCUUGCUGAACCCCACUUCAGCUAUCCUCUAUGCAGCCAGGGCUGGUGUUUUUGUGAAGAUGAAGAAACCAAAUGCAGCGAUUCUUGAUGCGGAGGCAGCAUUACAGAUAAAUCCAGAUUCUGCUAAAGGAUAUAAAUCACGAGGGAUGGCAAAAGCUAUGCUUGGGAAGUGGGAAGAUGCUGCUCAUGACCUACACUUGGCAGCAAAAUUGGAUUUUGAUGAAGAGAUCAGCUCAGAGCUUAAGAAGGUUGAACCCAAUGUACACAAAAUUGAGGAGCACAAGAAAAAGUAUGAACGCCUGCGUAAAGAGAGGGACAUGAAAAAAGCUGACUUGGAAAGACAGCGUAGGCAUGCUGAGGAGGUGUCUGCUGCUUCUGCUAUUCUAAAGCCUGGUGAUGUGAUCACUAUCCACUCAUCUAAUCAACUGGAAGAAAUAUUUACAGCCGCGUCAAAACUGUCGAAGCUUGUGAUUCUGUAUUUUACUGCAACAUGGUGUGGACCAUGUCGUUUUAUGGGCCCUGUUUACAAAAGCUUAUCUGAACAGCACCGAAAUGUCGUAUUCCUUAAGCUGGACAUUGAUCAACAAGGCAAUAUUGCCCAUCGCUGGAAUGUCUCAAGUGUUCCAACAUUCUCCUGUGUGAUAAAUGGCAAAGAGAUUGAUAAGGUUGUCGGGGCUGACAAGACCGGCCUUGAGAGAAAAAUUGCGGAGCAUGGCUCUCGUAAACAGUGAGCUGUAUCAUGUUACUCCUAUGUUGUACUCAUAUGGACUCAACUCAAUAAAUGAGUGGUUAUGAAUAAAAAUUGACCUACAUGUGUGGAAA
Molecule: messenger RNA, 1302 nt
Organism: Triticum urartu
Lineage: Eukaryota; Viridiplantae; Streptophyta; Magnoliopsida; Poales; Poaceae
Gene: TDX
Product: tetraticopeptide domain-containing thioredoxin
Cellular component (GO): histone deacetylase complex
Molecular function (GO): Hsp70 protein binding
Source: RefSeq, a predicted model, not a curated record